GAUGGAGAUCAAGAGGAAGGAGAAUGAGGCAAGUAGAGUUAAUGAGGAAGCCGUUGAGGCAGCUAGGGCCGCCGAGAGAGAGGCUUUAAUGAAGCUUGGAUACGCGACGGAGGAGGCCAACAAGAACGGAAGGAGGGCUGCGCGGGUGACCGAGCAGCUAGAUGCGGCGCAGGCUGCAAAUUCGGAGAUGGAAGCAGAGUUGAGAAGGUUAAAGGUCCAGUCGGAUCAGUGGAGGAAGGCUGCUGAGGCGGCUGCUGCUAUGCUCUCGACGGGGAACAAUGGGAAGCUCGUCGAGAGGACAGGGUCCCUUGACAGCGCCUACAACCCGAUGGACUCGCCGUACUCAGAAGACAUGGAUGAUGACUCGCCAAAGAAGAAAAAUGGAAACAUGUUGAAGAAGAUUGGUGUUUUAUGGAAGAAGGGCCAGAAGUAGUAGUGGAAACUAAGCAGGCGUUUUGGAGGAUGCAAAAUAAAAAAAAAAAAAAAACUAAGCUCAUUUUGCAGAUUGUAUAGAGGAGGUGUUAUGUAUUUUGCUUUGGACUUGGGAGAGAAAUGGCAAAGGAUAGUGUAUUUGGUUAUCUUUUUUAGAAUUGCUCCCCAUCAAGGGAAUUAUGUGGAAACAGAAAGAAGCAGUUUUUAGUUCUUGUAUUUGAGAUUGUGAUUUCAACAAGACUCAUAAUAUGUGUACCACUUUUGCCAAUUUCCAUGGUGUAUAAUAAUUAGAUAUGAUGUCCUUUUCUGU
Messenger RNA from Morus notabilis, 742 nucleotides. RefSeq names its product interactor of constitutive active ROPs 3. The record is from RefSeq and is a predicted model, not a curated record. The transcript has 2 exons. Bases 2 to 433 code for a protein of 143 amino acids. Lineage: Eukaryota; Viridiplantae; Streptophyta; Magnoliopsida; Rosales; Moraceae.